GAAGAUGCCCUGUCUAAACUGGAGCCAUGUAUGAGCGACCAAAAGUGCUGUGAGCCAGGCACUGUUUUCGACGAGACUGACACAUGCCCUUCUACGUGUGAGGAUCUUCGCAUAGCUGCCAUGAAGUCAGCUGAGAGGAAGUCUGUACCUCGUCGGACCUGCGCUCAAAAUAAGUGCGUCUGUGCCGAGGGCUUCCUGAGGGAACCAAGAAGCAACGGAACUUGCGUCUCUACGGCGAGGUGUUUUGACUGCAGACUGACGAAUGGGACCAUCGUUCUGGUAGGCUUGAGUUAG
Molecule: messenger RNA, 294 nt
Organism: Protopolystoma xenopodis
Lineage: Eukaryota; Metazoa; Platyhelminthes; Monogenea; Polystomatidea; Polystomatidae
Source: the annotation of a GenBank genome assembly